This is a messenger RNA of Orycteropus afer afer, 705 nucleotides long. RefSeq names its product RAB20, member RAS oncogene family (gene RAB20). NCBI's taxonomy places the organism in Eukaryota, Metazoa, Chordata, Mammalia, Tubulidentata, Orycteropodidae. Gene Ontology annotation, molecular function: GTP binding; GTPase activity. The transcript is spliced from 2 exons. The record is from RefSeq and is a predicted model, not a curated record. Bases 1 to 705 code for a protein of 234 amino acids.
AUGAAGAAGCCAGACGUGAAAAUCGUGCUCCUGGGGGAUGUGAACGUAGGGAAGACGUCGCUGCUUCACAGGUACAUGGAGCGGCGCUUCCAGGACACGGUCAGCACGGUUGGGGGCGCCUUCUAUCUGAAGCAGUGGCGCUCCUACAACAUCUCUAUCUGGGACACUGCAGGGAGGGAGCAAUUCCACGGACUGGGGUCCAUGUACUGCCGAGGAGCAGCUGCUGUCAUCCUCACCUAUGAUGUCAACCACCUGCAGAGCCUGGUGGAGCUGGAAGAUAGGUUCCUGGGCCUGACGGACACAGCCAGCACCAACUGUCUCUUUGCCAUUGUGGGAAACAAAGUGGACCUCACUGAGGAGGGGGCUGCCGAGGACCAAGAGAAAGAAGAGGGCUGCUCCAGGGAGGCUGGAAGCAGUUGUGCCUCUGCCAAGGUGUCCAAGCAGGUUAAGCUGGAGGAUGCAGUGGCACUUUAUAAAAAGAUUCUGAAGUACAAAAUGCUGGAGGAGAAAGACAUGCCAGCUGCCGAGAAAAUGUGCUUUGAGACAAGUGCCAAAACUGGGUACAACGUGGACCACCUGUUUGAAACCUUGUUUGAUAUGGUUGUGCCAAUGAUUUUACAAAAGAGAGCCGAGGGACCGCCACAAACUGUGGAUAUAAGUAAUUACAAGCAGCCCAAACAGACAAAGUCUGGGUGCUGUGCCUGA